This is a messenger RNA of Seminavis robusta, 912 nucleotides long. Lineage: Eukaryota; Bacillariophyta; Bacillariophyceae; Naviculales; Naviculaceae. The record is from the annotation of a GenBank genome assembly.
AUGACUACCACUACGACCUCAUGGAUCCUUGUGGUCCUUUUGCUGGCGAUCAGCGCCAACACAAAUGCCUUCCAACCAGUGACACCUCGCCAUGGUCUUUAUGUUUCCUCGACAGAGCUGUCUAUGGCCAAGAAGAAGAGCAAACGUAAUAAAAACAAGGGAUUUGGAGCCUCGGAAGCUGCUACGGCCCCUCCAAAGAAAGAAUCCGCAUCGUUUACUCCCAUUGCCACCACGCCAGAACCGGCAGCUCCCGUGGAGGGAACACCCGCCAUGCCCAAUACGUUGGCCACAACCAAUUCUUUGUCGGAACAAUCCGAUCGAACUGCCGAUAACCCACAGCAAGAAAUGAACCAAGGACAGAAAAUGCUGGCAGCCAUGCGUCGGGAACAAGCCGAAAAGAAGGACGCGGAUUUGCGACGUGUCAAAGAAAUCCGUGAAGUGGAUCAAAUGCUGCAAGAGUCCCCUGAAGCUGCCGCCAUUCCUGAAAAGGUGGCCAUGAGAAUGGGCAAGCGAAUGUUGCCGUUUGUGGGCAUUCCACUCUUUGGUUCCUUGGGUGCCUUUGUGGGGUUUUGGUAUUUUGCAACCUAUAAGGAUAUGGAAUUCCAGCCUGGUAUGGUGGCCACGACGACCAUUGUGAUACUGGCAUCUGGGUUAUUGGGCAUCACCUAUUCCAUUGUAAGUGCAUCUUGGGAUGAAGAGAGAGAAGGUUCCCUCCUGGGAAUUGAUGAGUUCCAAAAGAAUGUCGGGAAUAUUAAAGAAGGAUUGGAUAGGUCCAAAGAAAAUCUGCUCCUGAGAGAAAAAAUGGCCGGACUCCCAGAGGCAGAAAUCGAAGCUGCCAUCAGCGAGUUGGAGAAGCGAGAAAAGCGGAAGCGAUCUUUCGAGAGCAAGAUGGGUCAAGAAUUGGAACAGUAA